Stylophora pistillata is the source of this 1972-nucleotide messenger RNA. RefSeq names its product galactose-3-O-sulfotransferase 2. Gene Ontology annotation, biological process: glycolipid biosynthetic process. Lineage: Eukaryota; Metazoa; Cnidaria; Anthozoa; Scleractinia; Pocilloporidae. Gene Ontology annotation, molecular function: galactosylceramide sulfotransferase activity. Gene Ontology annotation, cellular component: membrane. The record is from RefSeq and is a predicted model, not a curated record.
GUGAAUGUUGCUCACGCACGUUUAUUUUCUUUGAUGGAUGGAAUUUUGUUUCGCUGCGACUAACAGACCUUUAGAGUCAGGAGUUUGCUGAAUAAAUCAAAAUCCUCCAAGCGAGAGUCGUCGUGACAACAAUGUAUGUCAGGAUUUUACACCUUAACGGCUGGAGACGUUUCAAAUGUCUACUUCUUACAUGGCUUAUAGCUCUUCUGUUUGCAUUUUUGUCUUACGGAGAGCUGAAGUUCGUUUGGAAGAAAUCUCACCGUGACUGCUGGGAUGCUUCACAACAAUAUGGGUCAAUUCAUCAGAACUGUUCUCCAGUGACAAAUGUCCUGUUUCUCAAGACACAUAAAACAGGAUCUUCCACAUUAUCUAACAUCUUCUUCCGUUAUGGCGACUCCCGAGAUCUUUCAUUUAUUCUUGGUGCAGACACACUCAUUGGUUGGCCGAGACGCUUUAGAAUUGCACAUACCUUGAAACGUAAUGAUCUUCAGCCAAAUUUUCUGUGUAGUCACACAAGGUACAGCAAGAAAACGAUGAAUUACCUUUUUCCUAAAAACACCAGCAAAUAUAUCACAAUCCUUCGAGACCCAGUUGGCCAGUUUGAGUCUGUAUUUAGCUAUAUGGGGCUUGGUAAAGUAUACAAUCUAAGUGCUGACCCUGCAGAAUCUAUCAAACAAUUUCUCAGGGAAGGAAUAGAAUUUAAGGAUUUAACUAAAACUCAAAUAACAGUUUUAGCCAGAAACCCGAUGAUGUUUGAUUUGGGUUUAGACCCUCAGUUUUAUCAGAAUGUCACAGCUGUGAAGAACUACAUUGCAUUUUUGGAGAAGGAAUUUGACCUAGUUAUGUUUAUGGAGUACUUUGAAGAGUCCAUGGUACUCAUGAAGCGCUUCCUUUGCUGGGAACUAAGAGAUAUUCUACACAUUAAAACAAAUGAGAGAAUAGAUAAAGAAAAAUCUCCACUUAGCGAAAACAUGAGGGAAAACAUAAAAAGAUGGAAUAAAGCUGACAUGUUACUCUAUGAUCAUUUCAGCCAAAUAUUUUGGCACAAAAUAGAAAUGGAAGGUGUAGGGUUUUACCAAGAUCUCGCAGCCUUUCGACAAAUGAAGAAGGAAAUGGAAAAAACCUGUUACAAAGGAACAACCCUCCAAAUGGCCUACGUUGGCAAGUAUGUGAAGAGCCUGGCUUUGAAUCCAAACCUGUCACAAGCAAGUAGAGAGAAAUGUGAAAAAAUGACAAGAAAAGAGAACAGCUAUCUUGAGCAUCUAAGAAAGAAACAAUCUUUUAAAUCAGCCGGACCUAUUGAGGCAGCGAUAAGCGAGGACAAUGAACCUAAUCAGCUUACCUGGGAUACGGCAAAAGAUCUUCAAUACGAUCCUUUACCACAGUAACUAUUGUCUAGAUAAAGAGAAAUGAACUUUUGAAAAGAGUCACCUAGAUGAACAACAUUGGCUUGUUAACUAUUACGAUACCGUGACAUUAGAUCAUUACAUGAUUAUUUGUCUAGGCAUUUGGUACAACUAACCUAAGAAAUAACCUGGCACAUAAAACUAAACUAAACUUUUUUAAAAGUCACUACAAAAGAUUUAUACCAUCACAUGCACCACAUUGAUCUGGCUCAAUGAGACAACAGUUCUUUCUCCGUAUUUAUAUAUUUAUUGUCAAUAAUAUUAUUGCACAUCAACUCCUUUCACUGGUAUAAUUUGAAUAAUUUUCAUAUUGUUCCCAGGCGGUCCACACGUACUGUGUGUGAUUUGGGGAUCUAAAGGUCAUUAACGAGAAUACCUAAUAAUAAAACAAAUUAGAAAGGAUAAUAAAAGCAAGGAACAUAACGUGUUAAGUGUCCUUACCCUUUUUCUGUAGCCGCUUGGUCGCUUACGGUCAAUUUAAAGCUAUUUUGGCAACUUUCUUUAAUUUAAUCACAGACCGCCUGUGAUUGUACACACCAUUAUUUAAGGGAGCAGUUGUCAAUUGG